Molecule: messenger RNA, 366 nt
Organism: Colletotrichum karsti
Lineage: Eukaryota; Fungi; Ascomycota; Sordariomycetes; Glomerellales; Glomerellaceae
Exons: 2
Coding region: 1-366 (121 amino acids)
Biological process (GO): protein stabilization; negative regulation of apoptotic process
Source: RefSeq, a predicted model, not a curated record
AUGUCCGAGAAGCAGCCCCCCGCCGUCGUUGAGGGCGCCACCGCCGGUGAUGUCGAGGAGGAGGUCCAGCCCGCCAAGUCCGCCGAGGACCGCAAGGCCCAGUCCGCGCUCGCCAACCUCGACGCCCGCGGCGACGAUACAUCCGAGGACAAGGUAGACGCCGAGGCUGCCCAGGCGGCAAUCAAGGGUCUCGGUGGUGCUACCGCAGCUAAGAAGGAGGUUAAGAACGUCAAGGUCGACCAGGCUGACGUCACGCUGCUGGUUGACGAGCUCGAACUUACGAAGGCUAAGGCCACGGAGCUGCUGAAGGCGCACGAGGGUGAUGCGGUCAAGGCCAUGAAGGCCUUCGUGACUCCAAGUUUCUGA